Messenger RNA from Erinaceus europaeus (western European hedgehog), 2388 nucleotides. RefSeq names its product electron transfer flavoprotein dehydrogenase (gene ETFDH). NCBI's taxonomy places the organism in Eukaryota, Metazoa, Chordata, Mammalia, Eulipotyphla, Erinaceidae. Gene Ontology annotation, molecular function: iron-sulfur cluster binding; electron-transferring-flavoprotein dehydrogenase activity. Bases 179 to 2032 code for a protein of 617 amino acids. The transcript has 13 exons. The record is from RefSeq and is a predicted model, not a curated record. Gene Ontology annotation, biological process: electron transport chain. Gene Ontology annotation, cellular component: mitochondrial inner membrane.
GAGGCGGCAACGCGGAGAAGUCAAAGCAGACGUCUGAAAGGAGAGACAAACUUGAGCGGAGGGUCGGUGCUUCUCGCCAGGGGAUGGCGCCCCCCGCGGCCUAGAGGUCCCGCGCCCGCGGCGAGCCGUCGACAGCCCCUCGGAGGUGUCCGCCAGGGAGUCUAGCACUCGGUUGACCAUGUUGGCGCCGCUGACCAAGCUGACUUGCCCGGCAUAUCAGUGCUUUCAUGCCUUAAAAAUUAAGAAAAAUCAUCUACCUCUAUGUGCCACAAGAUGGUCUUCAACUUCUGUUGUACCUCGAAUUACUACUCACUAUACAAUUUACCCCCGGGAAAAGGACAAACGAUGGGAAGGAGUGAGCAUGGAAAGAUUCGCAGAAGAAGCAGAUGUAGUAAUAGUUGGUGCAGGCCCUGCAGGUCUCUCUGCAGCUAUUCGUCUGAAACAGUUGGCUGCUCAACAGGAAAAGGAAGUCCGUGUGUGUCUAGUGGAGAAAGCUGCUCAGAUAGGAGCUCAUACCCUCUCCGGGGCCUGCCUCGAUCCACGUGCCUUUGAAGAACUCUUCCCAGACUGGAAGGAGAAGGGGGCUCCACUUAAGACUCCUGUAACAGAAGACAGAUUUGGAAUUUUAACAAAGAAAGGCAGAAUUCCUGUGCCAAUUCUUCCAGGCCUUCCUAUGAAUAAUCACGGGAACUACAUUGUGCGCUUGGGACAUUUAGUCAGCUGGAUGGGAGAACAAGCAGAAGCCCUUGGUGUGGAAGUAUAUCCUGGUUAUGCUGCUGCUGAGGUCCUUUUUCAUGAAGAUGGAAGUGUAAAAGGAAUUGCCACCAAUGAUGUAGGGAUACAAAAAGAUGGUGCACCAAAGACAACAUUUGAGAGAGGACUAGAACUACACGCCAAAGUCACAGUUUUUUCAGAGGGUUGCCAUGGACAUUUAGCCAAGCAACUGUAUAAGAAGUUUGAUUUGAGGGCUAAUUGUGAUCCCCAAACCUAUGGAAUCGGACUGAAAGAGUUAUGGAUUAUAGAUGAGAAGAAUUGGAAACCUGGGCGAGUAGACCACACUGUCGGCUGGCCCUUGGAUAGACACACUUACGGAGGCUCUUUCCUCUAUCAUCUAAAUGAAGGUGAACCCAUGGUCGCUCUUGGCUUUGUGGUUGGUCUAGACUAUCAGAACCCAUACCUGAGUCCAUUCAGAGAAUUCCAGAGGUGGAAGCACCAUCCCAGCAUUCAGCCAACAUUGGAAGGAGGGAAGAGGAUUGCCUACGGGGCCCGAGCUCUCAAUGAAGGUGGUUUUCAGUCUAUACCAAAACUCACCUUCCCUGGUGGCUUACUGAUUGGUUGUAGCCCUGGUUUCAUGAAUGUUCCCAAGAUCAAAGGUACACACACAGCAAUGAAAAGUGGAAUGUUGGCAGCAGAAUCUAUUUUUAAACAAAUAACCAAUGAAAAUCUCCAAUCAAAGACUAUGGGGCUCCAUGUAACUGAGUAUGAGGAUAAUUUGAAGAAAUCCUGGGUAUGGAAAGAGUUAUAUUCUGUUAGAAACAUAAGACCCUCCUGCCAUGGAAUUCUGGGUGUAUAUGGAGGGAUGAUUUACACUGGUAUCUUUUACUGGAUAUUCAGAGGACUGGAGCCAUGGACUCUGAAGCAUAAAGGGUCUGACUCUGAUCAGCUCAAACCAGCCAAGGAUUGCACACCUAUUGAGUAUCCGAAACCCGAUGGUAAGAUCAGUUUUGACCUUCUGUCAUCUGUGGCUCUGAGUGGAACUAACCAUGAACAUGACCAGCCAGCACAUUUAACCUUAAAGGAUGACAGUCUACCUGUAAGCAGAAAUCUGUCAAUAUUUGAUGGGCCCGAGCAGCGAUUCUGCCCUGCAGGAGUUUAUGAGUUUGUACCUUUGGAACAAGGUGAUGGAUUUCGGUUACAGAUAAAUGCUCAGAACUGUGUGCACUGUAAAACAUGUGAUAUUAAAGAUCCAAGUCAAAACAUUAACUGGGUGGUACCUGAAGGUGGUGGAGGACCAGCUUACAAUGGAAUGUAGACUGCAAUUGACUUCACCUGUAGGCACAGGUGAUAUUAGUUCGUUUCUCCAAAUGUACAACAAACUGACUUGAAAAUGUUUAGACAUUAUUAACAAGUGCAAAGUGCUAAUCAGAACGUUCAGAUGUAAUUAUGAGUGAAAUAAAAUUUUAUACUAUUACCUAAAUUUGUCCCAUUAAACACUGUAUGUCUCUUCAGUCAAACCAAGUAUCAGCACUUGCUUCCCUCUAGUUCUUCAGAUUUAAAGUCAGCAUCAGCAAAAUUACUCAUCUCUAAUAUACAUUGCGCUUGUUGAGCUGAAGAUGUCGUUGAGCUGAAGAUGUCAGGCAUAAAAAUAAAUGAAUAUUCUACACCACA